Chara braunii is the source of this 1121-nucleotide messenger RNA. The record is from the annotation of a GenBank genome assembly. Lineage: Eukaryota; Viridiplantae; Streptophyta; Charophyceae; Charales; Characeae.
AGCAAGACAUUGUUGCUCGAACAGGUGUUGCAAGGGCCUAUCACUGUUUGGGGUGGGGGAAAGAUCGGAUCUUUCGCACAUCUUCCGUCGUGAUGGAUUCGUCGCGGUGGAGGGCGAAUCCGAAUGCCGGUGGGGAAGGCGGUUUUCACGUGGCAGAUCCUAGACAGCAUGCAGGUGUCGCAUAUGCUACAUCCCCACCCCCAAGUAUGCUACCGUUCCACAGGGGAGCCGUCGAGGGAAUGCAAGGGCAGGCCAUGGGAGUUCCUUCGGGACCUGGGAUGUCGAUGCCGCGCAUGCAGUCCAUGAUUGCACCUCCGCGAUUGCCUUCGCACCCUGCACCACAGACGAUGCCAGCCGGGGCAGGACGCACUUCGAGCGAUCAGUCGGCGCCCAUGAUAGACGUCGACAGCGAUGAAAACGGUGAAGUGCCGGCGGAUACAACCGGUUGGACGCCUGGAGGAGUUGGCGAUGGUGAGGGCACAUGGCAUGAUGACACGGGCGGGUCCAGUUACGGGGCAGAUGAAGGAGACGACGACGRCGACACUUCCACGCAGCCGGGGGAGAUGAACGAUGAAGAUGGUGGUCGWCGUGUGGAGGAGGGGGGGGUUCAAGGGCGUCCAGGCGAGGAUGUGAAUGUGGCGAAGGGUAAUCAGCAGAAGCGUCGUGGCGGGCGGCCUCCGACCGCCAACCCCAAACCGAAGGUGUCGUGGACGUUGGACGAGAGGAUCCAUCUCGCGAGGAUGAUGCAAGAGGACGACGCCCUCAUGGCGGACGCCGACGGCCAACAUCGCAUGAUGGCGAUGAAGGAUCGGUACGCAUGGGUCGUCGCACGGAUGAAGGAUGUCGGGUACAUGCACAGGACAGCGGAGGAUUGCCGGAAGAAGUGGAUGAACAUGAUGACAACGGCGAAGCUCAUCCUCGACAAGCAACAGAAGAAGUCGGGGGAGCCAUCGUAUUUUGACGUAACAAUUGAGGAGCGGAGAGAGAGGAAACUGCCGCUGUCUUUCGAGAAGGCGUUGUGGGACGCGAUGACGUGGAAACUUGAUCGACCAUCCAUCUAGUGCGGCAAAACUAUGGCAUCGGAGUCACUCCUGGGGAAACGACAGGAGCCAUCACCGACG